Molecule: messenger RNA, 504 nt
Organism: Hibiscus syriacus
Lineage: Eukaryota; Viridiplantae; Streptophyta; Magnoliopsida; Malvales; Malvaceae
Product: vacuolar-processing enzyme-like
Exons: 3
Coding region: 1-504 (167 amino acids)
Biological process (GO): vacuolar protein processing
Molecular function (GO): cysteine-type endopeptidase activity
Source: RefSeq, a predicted model, not a curated record
AUGCAUGUGACAAGACGUUUGAGCAGUGACACACAUAAUCUGCGGACCGAGACCUUGCACCGGCAAUACGAACCCGUAAGAAUCUCUAUUUUACAUGAACAACUUUGUUUCAUUUCUGGGAAAAAAUGGGAUCUUGUUCAUUUCUGGGAUAAGUAUCCCAAAGCACCCGAUGGCUCGGCUAGGAAGGUCGAAGCCCGGAAGCAGUUUAUGGAAGCUAUGUCUCAUAGGAUGCAUAUAGACAACAGUGUUAAACUGAUUGGCCCGCUUUUAUUCGGGAUCGAAAGGGGCUCGGAAGUUCUAAACACCGUUCGACCAGCCGGUCAACCUCUUGUGAGAACCUUCAAGACGCACUGCAGAUCACUGUCGCAGUACGGGCUGAAACACAUGCGUUCCUUUGCGAACAUCUGCAAUGCCGAAAUUCAGAUGGCCGACGCAGCCGCACAAGCUUGUGCCGACAUUCCUUCGGGACGCUGGGGUUCUCUUGAGAAAGGGAUCAGUGCAUAG